GUUUGUUUAUUGAAAUAAAACCAAAAUCCUUGAAACGUUACAUUAGAGAAUCUUAACAAAACUUGAAUUAAAAUUUCAAGUGCAAACAUUAGAGAAAUGUUAUCAUCCAAGCUCAGACGGAACAGUGGAGAGCAAGAAAUGUAUUAUUAUCAAAGAGUAAAGUAAUAAAUGAGCUACACUCUACCAAGAAGUCUUCAGUGGUCGACGCAUAAUUAAACGAAGCGGCCGCUCGCUCAAACUUAGACUCGUCAACGUACGAAGAAAGUUUGUUUCCGUAACACUAGGGUGAAAGUCGACACAUAACGCAUACCAUCGUAGACUGUCCACAUAUUCAGAAAAUAAUUUAUGGCUCAUGCAUCACCAGUUUUCCGGCGGCAUAACUGUUUUACAUCUAUGUUCUGGUUCUAUAGUUUUAAAAGUGUAUCAAUAAGUGGAAAUGGCUUUAAAAAUGGAACAAAAGAAUGAUCUUGAUUUUAUUCUGAAAAGCUUACUGGCUGGAGGUGUAGCAGGAAUGUGUGCAAAGACCACAGUAGCACCUCUAGAUAGAAUCAAGAUUCUUCUUCAAGCCCAGUCAUCCCACUACAAACAUCAUGGUGUGUUUGGAGGUUUAACUGCUAUAGUGAAACAGGAGUCUUUGUUGGCAUUAUACAAAGGAAAUGGUGCUCAGAUGGUCAGGAUAUUUCCAUAUGCGGCAACUCAAUUCACAAGUUUUGAAAUUUACAAAAAGUAUUUAAGCGGCCUCCACAUACCUCUAGUGCAGCACGGCGAUAAGUUCGUGGCGGGCGCCGGCGCAGGAGUGACGGCCGUCACCCUCACGUACCCUUUAGACACAAUCCGGGCGAGACUAGCCUUCCAGAUCACGGGAGAACACAGAUACACUGGUAUCGUGCACGCCGCUCUCACCAUGUUUCGGAACGAGGGCGGUAUGCGAGCUCUGUACCGCGGCUUCGUGCCGACCAUGGUGGGGAUGGUGCCCUACGCCGGCUUCAGCUUCUACUGCUUCGAGUCCCUCAAGUACGUCUGCAUGAAGUACCUACCGACCCAGCUCUGCAGGAAAUGCGAUCGCAAUACCGGCGGGCUGGUGCUGACGGUGCCGGGUAAGCUGGUGUGCGGCGGGCUGGCGGGCGCGGUGGCGCAGUCCGUGUCGUACCCGCUCGACGUCACGCGCCGCCGCAUGCAGCUCGCCUGCAUGACGCCCGCCACGGAGAAGUUUGGUACGGGCAUGUUCCAAACUUUGAGCCUCAUAUACCGUGAGAACGGUGUGGUGAAAGGCUUGUAUAGAGGCAUGAGCAUCAACUAUAUACGAGCGAUACCGAUGGUCGCGACCUCCUUCUCCACCUAUGAGCUGAUGAAGCAACUCCUACAGCUCGACACUGGUAUGAAAGUUUCAUAACUAAAAAUAAAAAAAUAUUAUGUUUUUAGUUUUCAAUUCUAAGACGCUUUUUCUUUGUAAGACAAAAAAAAUAAAACUCCUUUUUGUUUUUUU
Messenger RNA from Bombyx mandarina (wild silkworm), 1486 nucleotides. RefSeq names its product mitochondrial coenzyme A transporter SLC25A16. Gene Ontology annotation, cellular component: mitochondrial inner membrane. Gene Ontology annotation, biological process: transmembrane transport. The record is from RefSeq and is a predicted model, not a curated record. NCBI's taxonomy places the organism in Eukaryota, Metazoa, Arthropoda, Insecta, Lepidoptera, Bombycidae.